Lynx canadensis (Canada lynx) is the source of this 1545-nucleotide messenger RNA. RefSeq names its product adrenomedullin (gene ADM). Bases 193 to 756 code for a protein of 187 amino acids. The transcript is spliced from 4 exons. Gene Ontology annotation, molecular function: adrenomedullin receptor binding; hormone activity. Gene Ontology annotation, biological process: adrenomedullin receptor signaling pathway; regulation of systemic arterial blood pressure; adenylate cyclase-activating G protein-coupled receptor signaling pathway. NCBI's taxonomy places the organism in Eukaryota, Metazoa, Chordata, Mammalia, Carnivora, Felidae. The record is from RefSeq and is a predicted model, not a curated record. Gene Ontology annotation, cellular component: extracellular region.
UGAGGCACCGGAGCCGGACACUCAGUGGUUUCUUGGUGACACUAGCCGGAACAGCUCGAGCCUUGCCACCUCUGGUUUCUCACCGCGGCUUGGACGGUGGGGUUUUGCCAGUGCCAGAGCGACGUCUCAGACUUUCACCUCCCAGACCUUGGCAGAUCACCCCCUCAGCAGGGUUUGCACAUCGCUGCCGGCAUGAAGCUGGUUCCCGUCGCCCUCAUGUACCUGGGCUCCCUGGCCUUCUUGGGCGCGGACACUGCACGGCUCGACGUGGCGUCAGAGUUCCGAAAGAAAUGGAAUAAGUGGGCUCUAAGUCGUGGCAAGAGGGAACUUCGGGUGUCCAGCAGCUACCCCACAGGGCUCACUUACGUGAAGGCCGGGCCAACCCAGACUCUCAUUCGGCCCCAGGACGUGAAGGUCGCCACUCACAACCCCCAGGCCAGUCCGGACGCCGCCCGCGUCCGAGUCAAGCGCUACCGCCAGAGCAUGAACAACUUCCAGGGCCUGCGGAGCUUCGGCUGCCGCUUCGGAACGUGCACGGUGCAGAAACUGGCGCACCAAAUCUACCAGUUCACGGACAAGGACAAGGACGGCGUCGCCCCCAGGAGCAAGAUUAGCCCCCAGGGCUACGGCCGCCGGCGCCGGCGCUCCCUGCCCGAGACUGGCCCCAACUGGACUCUGUCCCUGGAGCCACAGGCACGCGCGGUUCCGGCCUCCUCCCGGGUGCAUCAGGUGCUCGACACCCUCCUUAAGAUUUAGGCGCCUGUGGCAGCAGCGAACAGGCGCGCGUAUGCAUCCCGCUGGCUUCCCCUGGGGGCUGAGGGUUUCCCAGAGCCGAGCUCCUCAGCCGACGGAGACCGGGCUGAGACAGCCCUGCAGAGACCGGGAGUCCGGUAGGCACCGUCCAGCGGCGAGCCCUGGCUCUGCAGGAGCCCCUUCUCCUCGGAGGCACCGUUCCCUUCCUCCCAAUCGGGCCCAGGUGCCCCGUGGGGGCAGAAGAAUGUGAGGGAGUGUCUGCCAGACUCACGGAGAGGAGAAAAAUUGAGAUACAGAUGCUUGAGACUCCCCCCCCCCACCCCCGCCCCACCCAGGGGCAGGGGUCUGAGUCCCUGCCGUGCCUACCCACAAACUGAUUUCUCACGGGGGACUGUCACCCCACCGGGGCGCAAGCCCCACUAUUACUUGAACUUUCCAAAACCUAGCGAGGAAAAGUGCAAUGCGUGUUGUAUAUAUAGAGGUAACUAUCAAUAUUUAAGUUCGUUGCUGUCAAGAUUUUUUUUGUAACUUCAAAUAUAGAGAUAUUUUUGUACGUUAUAUAUUGUAUUAAGGGCAUUUUAAAGCAAUUGCAUUGCCCCCCCUCCCCACUUAUUUUAAUACGUGAAUGUCUGAGCGAGAUGGAACAUUGCUGCGUGGAAUGUGUGAGAGCGUGUGCGUGCAAGACUGAUUACCUCUUGUGGAAGAAGGAAGCACCGUGUCUCUGUAUAUCUAUUACAUAAAAUGGGUGAUAUGCGAAAUAGCAAAUCAAUAAACUAUCUCGAUGCUGAUUAA